Molecule: messenger RNA, 660 nt
Organism: Saccharomyces eubayanus
Lineage: Eukaryota; Fungi; Ascomycota; Saccharomycetes; Saccharomycetales; Saccharomycetaceae
Gene: GSP1
Product: Ran GTPase GSP1
Exons: 1
Coding region: 1-660 (219 amino acids)
Biological process (GO): protein import into nucleus; ribosomal subunit export from nucleus
Cellular component (GO): nucleus; cytoplasm
Molecular function (GO): GTPase activity; GTP binding
Source: RefSeq, a predicted model, not a curated record
AUGUCUGCCCCAGCUGCUAACGGUGAAGUCCCAACCUUUAAACUAGUCCUUGUCGGUGAUGGUGGUACUGGUAAGACCACUUUCGUCAAGAGACAUUUGACUGGUGAAUUCGAAAAGAAGUACAUUGCCACCAUCGGUGUUGAAGUGCAUCCUUUGUCCUUCUACACCAAUUUCGGUGAAAUUAAAUUCGACGUCUGGGACACUGCUGGCCAAGAAAAGUUCGGUGGUCUAAGAGACGGUUACUACAUCAAUGCUCAAUGUGCCAUCAUUAUGUUCGAUGUCACCUCCAGAAUUACUUACAAGAAUGUUCCUAACUGGCACAGAGAUUUGGUCCGUGUCUGUGAAAACAUUCCAAUCGUCUUGUGUGGUAACAAGGUCGAUGUCAAAGAAAGAAAGGUCAAGGCCAAGACCAUCACUUUCCACAGAAAGAAGAACUUGCAAUACUACGACAUUUCCGCCAAAUCUAACUACAACUUUGAAAAGCCUUUCUUAUGGUUGGCCAGAAAAUUGGCUGGUAACCCACAAUUAGAGUUUGUUGCUUCUCCAGCUUUGGCCCCACCAGAGGUCCAAGUCGACGAACAAUUGAUGCAACAAUACCAACAAGAAAUGGAACAAGCCACCGCCUUGCCAUUGCCUGAUGAAGAUGAUGCUGAUUUAUAA